Molecule: messenger RNA, 2845 nt
Organism: Conger conger (European conger)
Lineage: Eukaryota; Metazoa; Chordata; Actinopteri; Anguilliformes; Congridae
Gene: galntl6
Product: polypeptide N-acetylgalactosaminyltransferase like 6
Exons: 13
Coding region: 325-2127 (600 amino acids)
Cellular component (GO): Golgi apparatus
Source: RefSeq, a predicted model, not a curated record
UGAAAAGAGAACAAGCCGAAGUACAUGGAAGUAUAUUUCGUUGAUGCCCGCAUUAUCGAAGAGCAUCGUGCUUUUAGCGUCUUGUAAAUUCUUUGUUUUUUCCCCCCCACAAAAGGACUAGUUAGCCUAUAUGAUGAAACGGAUAUUACCACCAGGGCUGAUGUUACAACAUGCAAGCCAGGCUCCUUAGUAAAAGUUUCGGCGCAUUUCCCAGGAAAGGUGAUUUGGCUGUUUGGUCGAAGAAAUUGAACUGGACAACACGUGCGAUAACGCGGCUUCUACGCUACUGAAUCUUGGAUUUUACCACUCCGUAGUUUUCUCACAAUGAAGAGGAGACAGAAACGGGUGCUUCAGAUGGCAUUUUUAUUCACGAUGGCUUUGAUUUUUCUGCCAAACAUUGGUUUGUGGUCGCUAUUCAAAGAGAAACACCUGAUGAAGUCGCACGAGACGGGGCAGCGGGGAUUUCAAUUAGGCCUGAAUGAAGGACACAUCUACACCUGGACAGACGGACUGAGAAGGAGAGAUUGGCAUGAUAACGAGAGCAUUAGGAGAGAUGAGCUGCGAGUUGGUAAAGGGGAGCAGGGGAAACCAUACCCACUGGCAGAGGAUGAAUGUGAUGACUCUAUGUACAAGGAGAACGGUUUCAACAUCUAUGUCAGCAACAACAUCGCCUUGGACCGCUCUCUUCCAGACAUAAGGCAUCCAAAUUGCAGGCAGAAGCUGUAUUUGGAGAAUCUGCCAAACACCAGUAUAAUAAUUCCCUUCCACAAUGAGGGCUGGUCUACCCUGCUGCGGACUGUUCACAGCAUCUCCCACCGCACGCCUGACCACCUCAUUGCAGAGAUCAUCCUUGUAGACGACUUCAGUGACAGAGAACACCUGAGAGACCGGCUAGAGGGGUACAUGGCACGGUUUCCGAAGGUGAGGAUCGUCCGGACCAAAAAGAGGGAGGGGCUUAUCCGCACCCGCUUGCUGGGAGCCACUGUCGCCAAGGGAGAUGUUUUAACCUUCCUGGAUUCCCACUGCGAAGCCAACGUGAACUGGCUGCCACCUCUACUCGACCAGAUCGCGCAGAACCCCCGCACCAUCGUGUGCCCGAUGAUCGACGUCAUCGACCAUAACCACUUCGGGUACGAGGCCCAGGCUGGGGAUGCCAUGCGGGGCGCCUUCGACUGGGAGAUGUACUACAAACGCAUCCCCAUACCCCCCGAAAUGCAGGGCGCGGACCCCAGCGAGCCCUACGAAUCCCCAGUGAUGGCAGGGGGGCUCUUUGCUGUCAAACGGCAGUGGUUCUGGGAACUGGGGGGAUAUGACACAGGACUGGAAAUCUGGGGAGGAGAGCAGUAUGAAAUCUCCUUCAAGGUGUGGAUGUGUGGAGGCAGCAUGUAUGACGUGCCGUGCUCCAGGGUCGGUCACAUCUACAGGAAGUACGUCCCUUACAAAGUGCCUUCAGGAACCAGCCUGGCCCGGAACCUGAAGCGUGUGGCAGAGACCUGGAUGGAUGAGUAUACAGAGUACAUCUACCAGCGCCGGCCAGAGUACCGCCACCUGUCUCCCGGAGACCUGACCGCCCAGAAGGAACUUCGAAAGAACCUCAAGUGCCGCGAUUUCAAGUGGUACAUGACCAACGUGGCCUGGGACCUGGCCAAAUAUUACCCCCCCGUGGAGCCCCUGCCCGCUUCCUGGGGAGAGAUCCGGAACGUGGCAUCAGGCCUGUGUGCAGACAGCAAGCACGGAGCCACGGGGACAGAGCUACGACUGGACCUGUGUCUGAAGGAGGGAGCUGAGCGCACGUGGGCACACGAGCAGAUUUUUACCUUUGGCUGGAGAGAAGACAUAAGACCAGGGGAUCCUCUUCACACCAGGAAACUGUGCCUGGAUGCCAUCUCCAGCAGCAGUCCAGUGACACUGUAUGACUGCCAUGGCAUGAAGGGCAACCAGCACUGGCAGUACAGAAAGGAUCAAUCUCUACACCACCUGGUGAGCAGCAGCUGCAUGGACUGCAGCCCUGGCGAUAAGAGGAUUUUCAUGAACAAGUGUAACCCACAGUCUGAGACACAGAAGUGGCUGUUUCAGCAUAUCAAUGCCACCAUCCUGGACAAAUUUAACAGCCCAACCAAUUCCUAGGGUUAUCCCAGGAGACACAAACAGCCAAUGACCAUCCUCCUGGACUGCCGGGAGCCUUGGCGCGGGUCUGUUAGCGAAGCAGCUUUUCCUCUUCUGUCUGGAGGUUCCUGUCUCAGGAGUCCCAAUGGGGAACAGGCCAUUCAGCUGACCGAAUUAGGGCCAGCCCACAUGCGUGGUGUAGUAGUUGGAAGGGCGGCUGGACGCAAAAGAACAUAAAUGCGACCACAGCCACCUUGCUGGUCAAGAAACCGUAAACAUGAAAUGCUCUUUUUCUAGCUCAAGGUCCAACUCAGGUCCAACCACCACUGCUACACAUCAGAAAACAGUGGUUGUCAGAUUGAGAGAGGUGUCGAAUGAGGAACAUUCUCAGUUUUUAAAGCAAAGGGCGCAUGAUUGAUUUGCCAGGGUGUCUCUUUGAUGCCUUGCCUCAAUCCUUGACUCUGUGUUAGCACUUUUAUAAUGUUUUUCAUUAUUGUUUUACUAAUGUGUUGAUUUUAUAUCUUUUUGUUUUCUUUUUACAGCAAAUAUAUGUGGGUAUAUUUGAUUGGAUAUGUUGUUUCAGGUUCCCGUGAAAAUGAGGUUGUAAUGAAGUGUGGUAAUCUGGUACAUACAUGAAGUAAAGUUAUUUAUUAAUCACAAUGAAAAUGAAUAAUAUGUUUUCUCAGCUUUCUUCAUUUUUUCAACCCACACAUUAUAAAUUAAACAUGAUGUAAAAGAA